Messenger RNA from Nematostella vectensis (starlet sea anemone), 2780 nucleotides. Its product is annotated as monocarboxylate transporter 10. The coding region runs from base 552 to 2027 and encodes 491 amino acids. Gene Ontology annotation, biological process: transmembrane transport. The record is from RefSeq and is a predicted model, not a curated record. The transcript is spliced from 6 exons. Gene Ontology annotation, molecular function: monocarboxylic acid transmembrane transporter activity. NCBI's taxonomy places the organism in Eukaryota, Metazoa, Cnidaria, Anthozoa, Actiniaria, Edwardsiidae.
GGCCCUCUCGUACUGAGCUCUGGUGUUUCUGAUAUGGUUACUUUGAUCGAUGAUUCUCAUGGCGAAGAGUGAAACCGUGUUUUCUUAUCCUUUCACGUACUACAAAGGCACAAGGCCGCCGCGUUUAUCCGCUGUGUAGCGGCUUCCACCUGUUAUAGCUAGAAAAUGGAUGAUUACUUUGAAAAUGCGAUGGAGUCAAGCUGACUCGCCAGGAAAAGUGUUGAAUCUCGCGUGUCUACCUCUUUGCUUGCGAUUUAAACGAUAAUUAUUGUUUGGUAUUGUGUAGAGUGAAAGGCGAUGCUUUCGGUCAGAUGGUUAAGCACAAGGGAACAAUCAAAGGAGAUAAGUUCAAGAGCAAUAAAAAUCACUUAAAAGCAGAGGAGAUUUGGUGCUUCAAGCGGGAGAGAGGGAGAGUUCAAAAUCUCCGCCUAAUGCGGGAGAGUUGACAAGUAUGACAUGAUUUCCAUGUUUCAGAUUUCAAAGAAUCAUGAAAACGGCUAAGAUUAUUGGUGUGUUUACUGAAUACACCUAAGUGACAAGCCUUGGUGGCCAUGUCAGAUGAGGGCUCAUCUACCAGUCCUCUACAGCAGCCCAUAGAGGAGCCUUACCCUGAGGGGGGAAGGGGUUGGGUUGUUUGCGCUGCUGCAUUCUUCGCCAUGUUCACUGUGUUUGGGAUUCAUAUAUCCUAUGGUGUUAUCUACGCAAAUUUGGUGGAUGAACAUGGCUUUGGAGAGGCAGAAUCAGCCUGGAUUGGUUCUGUAGCAGGAAGCCUUAACUUUCUCUGUGGUCCUGUAGCAAGCUUUCUGUGUGAUCGGUAUGGCUGCCGAUCAGUGGCAUUCAUUGGUGGUAUCCUAUCUGUCCUUGGUCUCUUCCUAACAUCCUUUGUCCAAAACCCCGGCAAAAUGUAUGUGACGUAUGGACUCCUGUGGGGGGUUGGGUCAGGGCUUUCAUUCACUCCUUCAAUCAUAGUUCUUGGACAGUACUUCCGCAAGAGGUUUCCUCUGGCCAAUGGGAUUGCCUCCUCAGGGUCUGGCAUUGGUGGUCUCCUUGCAGCUCCCUUCAUACAGUUUUUACUUUCCAACUUUGGUUGGCAAAACUCAAUGAGAAUUUUAGCAUGUAUUGCAAAUAUUCUAUGGAUUGGGGCGUUGCUGUAUGGCCAACCUAAAACCUCACAUGGGGGACCAACUAAUACCACAGACGGAGGCCAGAGGCCUUUAUUCACAAUAUGGAGAAGCAAGCCGUUUGUUCUGCUAGUUGUAGCAGUGGGAAUGUUUCAACUCUGCUAUCCAGUUCCCUACACGCACUUGGUAAAAUUCACUGAAGACAUCGGUAUCCCGUCAUCGAAAGGGGCGUGGCUUCUGGGCAUCCUGUCAAUUACCACCACCGUCAGCAAAAUCCUGUUUGGCAAAAUCAGCGAGUGUGCCUGUGUCAACAGGCGACUUCUCCUUCAGACGGCCAUGUUUGCCAUGGGCCUGGGUACUAGUCUGUGCCCGCUGGCUACUGGGUACGCAGGCGUGCUUAGCUAUGCCAUUGUUUACGGCAUGUUUGAUGGAUGCUUUGUGGGACAGGUACCUGUGGUGACUGCCGAUGUCGUCGGGCAUGCGCGGUUGUCACAGGCUGUUGGAAAUAUGUUUGGAGCGAUAGCUUUGCCAAUGAGUUUUGGGCCACCAAUUGCAGGCUGGCUGUACCAUGGGUUCGGCUCCUACAACGGAGCUUUCCACAUGGCCGGAGGCAUUGCAAUCUUCACCUCCUUACUACUCUUCCUCAUACCAUAUAUGGCAGCGAAACAAAAGGCGUUUGACGUCACUGAUGACGUCAUGCAUGACAUCAUGGGCCCCUUAUCCCAUGAUGCCGGGCGUUACGGGACAGACGGGCUGAUAGCCAUGUCGUGCGCGCGGUCUUCUAAGAGCGGUUCGUAUGCGGUGUGGUACGCGAUGUCCGUCAGACGACAGUCGUACACAGAAGCGGUCAGGCUAUCUUCAGACGAGGAGCGCCUGACUGUUGUUCAGACGGAGACGGUGCUCUGACUGGACAAGCGAGGAGCGCCUGACUAUUGUUCAAGAGAGACACUGUUCUUAUUGGACAAGGGAGGAACGCCUGACUGUUGUUCAAGAGAGACAUGCUCUGAUUGGACAAGCGAGGGACGUCUGAGGGUUGCACAGAUAGACAAGGCACAAUGAAUGCAUGAUAUCGAAAAAAAUAUAGAUUUUCUCAUUAGAUAAAUUAUUUGUAAGAAUAUACAUGACUUCGAAAAUAUAUAUAAUAUAUCAUAUAUAAUAUAUAAUAAGUAUAAUAUAUAAUAAGUCACUCUGAGGAAGGCUGUUGUACUCAGCCGAAAUAUAGGUGCUGCUGAUCAUAACAAAGUGUUUUCUCUUGUUAUUAGUUAAAUUGUAUCGAGAAUCUAGUUUUGACAACACAAAGAGAUGCUUGUGAUUUAUAUAUAUAUAUAUAUAUAUAUAUAUGAAUCGAAAUCAAUCGGGGAGUAACUUGACCGGUUUCCUGUGGUGAGCAUGCUAAAUGCGGAAACUGAAAACUGUAAUUCAUGGAAGAAUUCAUUCGUUCUCAGCUCCUCGCGUUGUGCGUUCGUCGAAUCGCCACAGGACAUUCGAGAAGCCUUGGUACUUUCGGGGCAAUAGCCAUGUCUGCUUGAGGGAACUAUGUAAUAACGACGCAGGUUAAUUUAGGGUAUAAAGUAUAUUUAUUUAUAUAAGCUCGAAUUAUUUGCAGUUUCACAUUAUGUAUUUAUUAGAAAAAUUUAAUUACAAUAUAUUAAUGUGGUA